AUGAUCCAUUGUGGAAGUCGGGGGCUGGGCCACCAGGUAGAAACAGAUGAUCUGGUUGCCAUGGAGAAGGCAUGGAAGCGUGACAGCAUAAACAUCAACGGCAAACAAAUGGCCUGUGCCAAGAUUUACUCUCCAGAGGGUCAGUACUACCUCAAAGGAAUGGCUGCUGCUGCUACAACUAUUACCCCAGACGACCUUGACAUGUUUAUGAUUGAUGACGUGUCACACAACAUUGCCAAAGUGGAGGAGCAUUUUGUGGACGGGAAACAGAAGACUUUACUGGUUCACAGAAAGGGCUCCACCCGGGCCUUCCCUCCCCAUCACCCCCUUAUUCCUGUAGAUUAUCAGCUGACUGGACAGUCUGUUUUGAUUGGAGGAACCAUGAGAACGUGUAGCUACGUGCUGACUGGUACACAGCAGGGAAUUGAUGAGACGUACGGAACCACGUGCCACGGAGCUGUUAUUGAACAGCUCCAUUCUUGUUAUGGUCGAGCUUUAUCUCGAGCCAAGUCUCGGCGUAAUCUGGACUACACAGAGGUCCUGUCAGCUUUGGAGGAGAAAGGAAUCAGUAUCAGAGUGGCUUCACCCAAGCUGGUCAUGGAGGAGGCACCUGAAUCUUACAAAAAUGUUACAGAUGUUGUAGAUACUUGUCACAUGGCAGGCAUAAGCAAAAAGGCCAUAAAGCUACGUCCCAUUGCGGCAAUCAAAGGCUAA
This is a messenger RNA of Magallana angulata, 714 nucleotides long. RefSeq names its product RNA-splicing ligase RtcB homolog. Gene Ontology annotation, molecular function: RNA ligase (ATP) activity. NCBI's taxonomy places the organism in Eukaryota, Metazoa, Mollusca, Bivalvia, Ostreida, Ostreidae. The transcript has 7 exons. The coding region runs from base 1 to 714 and encodes 237 amino acids. Gene Ontology annotation, cellular component: nucleus; tRNA-splicing ligase complex. Gene Ontology annotation, biological process: RNA processing. The record is from RefSeq and is a predicted model, not a curated record.